UUGUCUUUGUCCGAUGCUCACCAAGUGGCUUUAUUAAGGGUACCGGAAUUUCUUAGCGGCAACAUUACCUGCGAAGUUUCGAUAGAGGAGAAAUAUACAACCGAAAUAGCAACAGGAUAUCUUUUCGUUCUUGCGCCUAAAACGACCAUUGACAUGCCGCUGGACAGACCACAGAAUGGUGAAUCCCCUGCUUCAUUGAAGAGUUCUGCUGGAUAUACCAAUCACGAAAACUUUAUAGUUUCAAAUCAUGAUAAAAUUAUUAAUCGAGGACAUCAAAUCUCCAAUAAUUUCCAAGUCAUGGAUCCCGCUCGAAUGAUCAAUGUUAAAGAUAGGAGUUGGUUAGACCCUUUCGGAAUAGCUUAUUGA
Messenger RNA from Ctenocephalides felis (cat flea), 366 nucleotides. RefSeq lists its product as uncharacterized. The record is from RefSeq and is a predicted model, not a curated record. NCBI's taxonomy places the organism in Eukaryota, Metazoa, Arthropoda, Insecta, Siphonaptera, Pulicidae. The transcript has 3 exons. The annotation marks the transcript as partial.